CAACGCUUGCUCUGUCAAUCACUGUUUCAAGGAAACCCAAAGUCAUCAUGGCGCCAUCAGCUUUAGCAAGCUUCUAUCCAAUCCAUGUGAAGAACAGCAGCAAAUCGACAAUACAAGCUUCCGUCCUGCAUGGGCAGCGGGACCUGCGCCUCGAAACCAGAACGAUAUCCGAGCCGCUCCCCCACGAACUUCAAAUUGCCGUUAGAGCCACCGGCAUCUGCGGCAGCGACGUCGCUUACUAUAGCAAGUUCCGCAACGGAGACCUGCAAGCCGUCAGCCCGCUGUCGCUGGGCCACGAGUCGGCCGGCCUGGUCGUCGCCGUGGGCGAGGCCGUAACCGGCUACCAGGUCGGUGACCGCGUGGCGCUCGAGGUCGGUGUGCCGUGCGAUGAUUGCAGGUCUUGUCAGCGUGGCAGGUACAACCUCUGCCCGAAGAUGAGGUUCAGGAGCAGCGCCAAAAGCGUGCCGCACUUCCAAGGGACGCUGCAGGAACGCAUCAAUCAUCCGGCAAAAUGGUGUCACAAGAUCCCGGAGCAUGUUUCAUGGGAAUCUGCUGCGUUGCUUGAACCGCUAUCUGUCGCAAUCCACGCCACACGGCGUGCGGCUGUGGAACAGGGUGACACCGUCAUCGUCUUUGGUGCGGGAACAGUCGGCCUUCUGACUGCGGCCAUGGCGAAGGUGUCUGGAGCUACCACUGUCCUGAUCGCCGAUAUCGAUAUUGGGCGGAUAGAGUAUGCCCUCCGAAACGGUUUUGCUACCAAAGGUUAUGUCGUUCCUACAGGGCCUCAGGCGCGUGAGACCAACGACAAGUUUGCUGCUGCCAGAUCCAUCGCCGACGAGGUCUUCGAGAUAACAUGUGCAAGUGAACUGGAUGCCGAAGGCGCUGAUAUUACCUUUGACUGCACUGGAAAAGAGGUCUGCAUGCAGGCUGGCCUAUUCGCAACUAGGCCAGGGGGGAAACUCAUCAUGGUGGGCAUGGGCACACCAAUUCAGACACUGCCGAUGUCAUCGUCACAUUUGAAGGAAGUCGACAUCAUUGGCAUUUUCCGCUACGCCAACACAUACCCUAUCGGCUUGAAGGUCAUAUCUGCGGGAGUACUGCCCAGACUUGAUAUGAUGAUUACUCACCGCUUCAAAGGCCUCGAAGCAGCGAAGGAGGCCUUCGAACUUGCUGGAAAGACCAUGGAUGAAAAUGGGAACCUCGUGUUGAAGGUGCUGAUUGAGAACUGAGAAAGUUUCGUAACUUUUCAGACGCGGACGGCCUCGCCGGGAGCAAGGAGUAACUCCGUUGGUACGGAAAAUUUGUACUGUCCCAAUUGUUAUACCAGGAUCAUUUCAAAGGUUCCGUUGCUCUUAAACUAGCCAUUAAUGAGAUGCCAUACUCAGCGUGGUGGGUGCGUGGAGAGCAAAGGCCCGUAUUCCUAUAAAGCGUAUCCCGAGAGAAUGUGAAGUCUGAUGUUUGGUUCCAUUUAUUUCAAAGCUUUCCAAGGAAUA
Molecule: messenger RNA, 1493 nt
Organism: Aplosporella prunicola CBS 121167
Lineage: Eukaryota; Fungi; Ascomycota; Dothideomycetes; Botryosphaeriales; Aplosporellaceae
Exons: 4
Coding region: 48-1229 (393 amino acids)
Biological process (GO): D-sorbitol catabolic process
Molecular function (GO): L-iditol 2-dehydrogenase (NAD+) activity; zinc ion binding
Source: RefSeq, a predicted model, not a curated record